AUGUUCCCCUUCGCCACGAUCACUUCCCUCCUCGCCAUCGCCGGCGCAGCUAGCGCGACGCUGGACCCGGCUACUAGCAACACCAAGGGCGCGUACCCUCGAAACCCGGGCUGCUCCCCCUCCAAGGUCUCCAACGCCAUCCAGGCGGCUGAGUGCGCGUACAACACCCGUGUCUCGGGCCAACAGACGUUUGCCAUCUUCCGUGUCGAUCACCAGUACGAUAACAACAACGGUGCCCCGUACGGAACUUGCGAGGCGUAUCAGUGCACCUCGCCCACCAGCGAUCAGAUGACUGCCGACGAUGACUACUGGACCUUUUUCUGGACUGGUAGCGGCGAGUCCUCUGGCGUUGGAACCACCUGCAUCAAGGACCCCAACGACGGUACCUGCGGAUGCGAGAACUCGGACGGCACCUUUAUCCACGGUGGAACCAACUGCGUUUAA
Molecule: messenger RNA, 444 nt
Organism: Fusarium keratoplasticum
Lineage: Eukaryota; Fungi; Ascomycota; Sordariomycetes; Hypocreales; Nectriaceae
Exons: 3
Coding region: 1-444 (147 amino acids)
Source: RefSeq, a predicted model, not a curated record